UUUUUCUUGGCAGAGUGGCGAGGUGUCAUUUACGAUCUCGACCCAUCACUCUACAUUCUACUCCACUACUUCUGCACUACCGCCCGAGUACCGGUGUUCUGGUGUUCAAUAAUUAUUUGUACUUUUGUAGCACGUUUACAGGCCUCCUCCUCCUGGAGCUGCUUGGCCUGUUUUCUGGUGGCCAUUGAGAUCAACAACUCUCUAUCCCUCUGCAUGUUUCAUAGAAAUCACUGUACCACUACCGGUAGUUUUGCUAUCCGCUAGUGAAUCCAGGCUCGCCGUCUUGAGAUUUUUCGUUCAUCGUUCACUCCGUUUGGUAGCGUUGGUGGUGCGUACGCACGCCGCACACCGGUACUCGGUGAGAGAAGGAGAAGACCGCCAGCGAUCUGGGCGAUGCACUGACCGCGCUGAUCUAGCGAGGACGAGAACGAGUACUAGUAUUUUGCUUCCUGCGACGUUCAUUGGGAGUCAGCGUCAUGCCAGAUAUCCUUCUAUGUCGUCUGGAGCUCUUAGAUGAGACUGAUAUAACUCUAGAUUUGAGUAAAAAGGCAUUUGGGCACCAACUGCUGGAAGAAGCAUUUCGCUACGUCAGCGUGAGAGAAAAGGACUAUUUUGGGCUCCGAUUUGAAAAUGAGAAAGGUUUGAAGGAAUGGCUGGAUGCGCUGAAACCGAUCAAGAAACAACUGCGAGAUGCUGCCCAUUCCUUCAAGUUCCUGGUUAAGUUCUAUCCUUCCAAGCCGAGUGACCUCCAGGAUGAAGCAACACGAUACCUCUUCUGCCUUCAACUUCGGAAAGACCUCAUCAAUGGAAGACUGCCGUGCUCUGUUGACACUGCCACUCUUCUAGCUUCUCUGGCAGUUCAGUCUGAGUUUGGCGAAUAUGACCCGUUAGAGCAUGAUGAUGGGUACUUGGAAUCCUUCUCGAUGCUGGACAAUGAGCCACCCGAGUUUGUUGAGCGUGUUGCAAAGCUACAUGCGACUCAUGGGAAAAUGGUGCCAACUGAAGCAGAUUAUAUGUUCAUUGAGGAGUGCAGCAAGCUGAGCUUCUAUGGAAUUCAUUUCUACAACACAAUGCUUGACAAGAAAGAGUCGAAAGGAAAGCUUGGUGUGUCCCACGAGGGCAUUUCGGUGUUUGAAGGUGAUUUGCCGCACCUUCACUUGAAGAUCAUACAUCAGUGGUUCAAGGUGACAGAAGUCUUCUUCCAUCGCAAGAAGCUAGGCCUCACCGUGGCAGUGGACGAGAAGACGUGUACGGGUAGCAGCAGCGAGACAUUCCACUUUCGAUUUGAGCGAGAGAGCCUCUGCAAGAUUGUGUGGAAGAGCAUAGUUGAACAUCACACGUUCUUCAGGAGACAUAAACCUGACGAACUUCCAAAGGAUUCGUUGUUCAAUCGAACCAUGAGCCAUCGAUAUAGUGGAAGAACACAAAAGCAGGUGAUUGACGAUGCAUUCCUCCCUGAUGGCACGAAGAAACCCGAGGCAGAAUUCGCCAGAACUUCAAGUUUGACACGCCAGCACUUUAGAGUGGCUGCACCAAGAUACACCAGCGCUUCUUCGCUCCAUGCCCGCGCAAAACUGGCUAAGGAUGUUUCUCCUGUGCCAUCACCAAGCAAGCUUAGAUCUCCAGCAUCAAUGUGUUCCCUGGGUGCUGGAAAUGGGCGUGCUUUGUCAAAUGGCUCUGGAUCUCCUGCCUACACACCGUCACCAUCAUCAGACUUUGAAGGCCGGGCAUCGCUAAGUGCUGUUGUGCUAUGACACCUGCAGCUACCUAUAUUGAAAUAAUGAUCGGACAAUGGAUAUUGUACUGCGCAUUGCAUAUGGUUCACUCAACUAAACAAUUCGACCACCAUGCGUUUCUGCAGCACCACCACCAUAGAAAUUGCAAUAUGAGUCGUGUUGGUGAACCAUCAUACGGUGUGCUCAGACGUACCACGAGACUCCCUUGACUAACAAUAUCUGAGAUUUCUGACACUGCACAGUGGUUAAAUGGCCAAGCAAAAUACUAGUUAUCGCUUACUUCCGUUCGUAGGUGUAUAGUGUAUGGGAUACAUACUUUGUACACAUCGCUGCUCGAGGAUCUUUUCUUGCUGCAGCCGAACACCGAGUGUCUUUCUCUGGGCACUACAGCAGGUGCCGGGCAUCUGCGCACCAGCAUUCCUCCGGUGUGCCGUAACUAUUUUAAUAUUUAUACAGUAGGUUGCAGUGGAGGAUCUGCUGGCUUAUCAUGGCUGCAAGUGUAUUGGCUGCUCGUUGAUGCUGAUAAUGUGUAUUGCUAUGUAUUUCUUGAGCUACUCUGGUUUAUGAAGCUGUGUCUUCGGGCAGUCGCUGAUCACGGAGUGUAUCCCGCUGUAAGAGUGCAUGUUUGUGGAGAUGGUAGACUAUUUUCUUCUUGAGACUUUAGAACACUGCUGAAUAGAAACAUUUAGCUGCUUUCUCAUGAAGGAAAAUGCUUUUCUAUACGCAUGUAGUGGGCUACGCAUGUUUGAUGCAAUCAUCAAGAAAUCUUGCCUGUUCCUGGCCGGAGUGAUGGUGAAGCCUUGACAAUAAGUAUAUAGUUGCUCCUGGCUUAUGGAUAUUAACUCAUAGCGAAUAUGGUUUAUACUGCUUUUUCUAGCAAGCUGGUUGCUUGCUCUUUCGUAGAAACAGAAACAUUGUUCUCUUUCAACUCCUGAUUGUUAACUUUUUUUCUGGGAUA
This is a messenger RNA of Sycon ciliatum, 2694 nucleotides long. Its product is annotated as band 4.1-like protein 2. The record is from RefSeq and is a predicted model, not a curated record. Lineage: Eukaryota; Metazoa; Porifera; Calcarea; Leucosolenida; Sycettidae. Bases 477 to 1754 code for a protein of 425 amino acids. The transcript has 15 exons. Gene Ontology annotation, molecular function: cytoskeletal protein binding. Gene Ontology annotation, cellular component: cytoskeleton.